ACGGAUACAAAAAAAAACACGCAGUUCAAGUAACACUACUGUCUACGUGAAAGUGAAUUUGAAAUCAUGAAUAUAGUGUCAACGUGAAUGUUCUAGCCCGUUGUCAUUACAGAUAAUGUUUUCAAAAAAAAAAAAAAUAGUGUCAACGUAAAAGUGGUAAAUAGUUUUAAUUAUAAGACUUGAAAUCAUGAUCGGAACAGCAUCUAUUAUUAUUUAUUUAUUUUUUUGAAAAAGGGCAUAACAGCAUCUAUUAUUAAUAAGUUAUAACUAAAUAUGUUGCAACUCGACCACGUUUGUGUGGUUAGUUGUUCAGUCUAUGUUUUUUUUUUUUUGAAAAUGCCUUGUUCAGUCUAUGUUUCAGCAAAACCAAUUUUUUUUUUCUUUACCAUUUUUGUUUUUAAGUCUCUACCAUUUACUCUGUAAAGUAAUCAGCAAAAAUAUCUUAAAUUUGAAACUACGAUUACCAAAUAGCAAAUACCAAGAAAAACCAUUAUUGUAACUGUCUAAACAAAAUGGACUACUCGUGUAAUCUUAACUAUAAUUUUUUAAUAAUAGUCUGAGAAAUAGGAGCAGGGAAUCCAUUUUAGAAAACAAAUCUUCUGAUGUGAUGUACAAGUUAGGUGCGGGAAAUUUUAUGAACUCGAAUAAAAAUCAAAUCCUCGUACAGUGCAAAUAUUCCAUACACAUAUCGACCUUUAUAGAUUAAUGGUUUUUUCUAAAUACAACGCCAAAAUAAAUAGAUAUACUAACUUGUGCAGUGUGGUUGUACCAAUAUACUACAUUCAUGUGCCGACUUGUUGCAUCGACAUGGAAAAAAUUCACCAUUGUUUUUAGGUUACAGUUUUUAUUUGAGAAAUUUUAACCUACAUGUAAGAAUUUUUAGGCCUGGCUCCCCAAACGUGUAAUAAUGUAAAUUUCUAAUGCAUCUCUAUACUCUAAUCAGUAUCACUUAAGAUGGUGAAAAUCACAUUUCAAACAAGAAAAGCAGAAACAAAACUGGAGCCAGUUAUUGUCGCAAGCAAAUGCAACUUCUAAAGGCAUAUCAAUGUAUUAUUGAAUCCGACAACACAGCAAACAUGAGCCAAUUAUUAUAGUUUAUUAGCUUUCUUUUUUGUCGCGGAAAACUACUUGACUUUAACCAUCUUUAAGGAAAGAGGAGAAUUAUAAUCCAGUUGAACCUUUGCAUCACGUGGACGGGGUACCACAUUACUCUUAAUGUAAUACUUUAGGUUCUGAAAUAAUAUGUUGAUGUGAAAAUGAUUAAAAUGAUUGAUUUAUCUUAACAGUCAACUCGUGCAUGGAAAAUGUACAUCAUACUUUGAAAGAAUGUACCUUAUAAUUUCAAUAAGAAAGACCAGCUGCAACGGAGGAUAUUAGCUUAUUCUUAGCGCUAAUCCUUAUGCAUUAAGAAUAUAAUAAUAAUAAAACUUGACGUUACGCUAAGGUUGAAUCCUUAAUGAAGGAUUUAUUUGCGGUUGAUCCUUGAUGCGCUGGCAACAUCUGAUUGGAUCGGGAAAGGAAUGUGUUUUGUGAGGGGAAAAAAACUCGGUCAUUUUCGCGACUCGAGGAGGAAAAAAAACCUUUUCACCUCUCCCGGCGAAACAAAAAGCGAUUCUGCGAUCCGCUUUGUUCAAAGUAAAUCGGACCAUUUUAGUUCUUUAUUUUUGCAUUUGGAGUUGAUGUAUGUUGAUUCAUCAGUGUUUAUGGAUUCGAUUGUGGGGAUCAAAUAGAUUUUGGGUUUAAAAUCAAAUUGGGGAUUAAAAUCGAAUUAGGGUUUUCGUCUGCUCUUACUAUUUUCUUCUUUUCUACUCGCUUCUUUGUUUAUGGAUUCAAUUGUGGGGAUCAAAUAGAUUCUGGGUUUAAAAUCGAAUUGGGGAUUAAAAUCGAAUUAGGGUUUUCGUCUGCUCUUACUAUUUUCUUCUUUUCUACUCGCUUCUUUGUUUAUGGAUUCGAUUGUGGGGAUCAAAUAGAUUUUGGGUUUAAAAUCGCAUUGGGGAUUAAAAUCGAAUUACGGUUUUCGUCUGGUCUUACCAUUUUCUUCUUUUCUACUCGCUUCUUUGUUGGUUUCAUCACGAUUAAAGGAUUUUGAUCCGCUUAUAUGUUUUUGUUCUUGUAGGUUCUGAAAUGGAGGAAGAAUUGCGAGAUAUGAAAGCACACAAAGCAUACUACAACAUGCUUCAUUUCGUUGCAAAUGCGCAACAGGGGAUUCCUAAGCUGUGCCCCUGUGGAUCUAUCACGAAGGAGGUCGUCGAUGAAGAGGAUACAUAUGACUACCUCCCUGGGAGAAGAUACUUCAUAUGCAAAGACUAUGAGAAUGACGGGAUGCAUUUCAGGCAACCAUGGGUUAUGGGAAUGCAACAAGAGGUUGAGAGACUCAAAGAACGUUUUCACGAGCAGGAGAAGCUUCUGCGAGAGUGCGAGGCACUUAAGGGCCAGGUGAGGAUGCUGCUUAUGCGGGUGGCUGAACUCGAGAAAAGAAACUUACCGGUUUCUAACUAUUAGUGUUUGAAUACCAGUUAGAAUUCAAAUGGAAUUUAGUUUGUAGUUAGAAAAGAAACUAGGAUCGUGUAACCGUGUCACUUAGUAGUUGAGAAUACUUGAAAACAAACUAGGAUUGUGUAACCGUUUAAAGUUUCUGAGCAAAUAACUUUUAGUUUGCAGUUAGGAAACAGACUAGGAUUAUCAAUGCACACCAAACCACCAUUUAAUUGUGCGUAACUGCACUGCUUCCUUUAAGCCAAAAACCCAUUAAAUUCUCGUGAGCUGUUCUGAUAUGACUGUUUUCUACUAGGAUUCAAUAGAGUUAUUAUAGAAUCCCUUAUUUUAUCGCCUGUGUUUCUACUAGAGAAACACAUACUUCUUCCUAAAUGGCCAAAUCUGUUGGUUAUGUAAACCUUGUAAUGAGUCAAGGGCCAGUUCAUCUUGACUCCUGCGAACCUCUUCUCUUUACCGGCCAAAGUUCUGGUGUGUCUACUGUCAAAGAGAGGAGAAAAUGGUCACCGAAGGAGGAUUUAAUCCUCAUCAGUGCGUGACUCAACACCAGCAAAGAUCCAAUAGUGAGUAAUGAACAAAAAGUAGGUGCCUUCUGGAACGGGAUUGUAGAGUACUACAACUCCAGUCCUCAACUAGUUGGGACAAGCCCACGAGAACUUGGGCCAUGCAAGCAAAGAUGGGCUAGGAUCAACGAGGGAGUUUGCAAGUUUGCUGGCUGUUACGACAUGGCACUGAGGGAGCAGAGAAGCGGGCAAAAUGAGAACGAUGUGAUGAAGUCUGCCUUGGAUAUCUUUGCCAAUGACCAGGGAUCGAAGUUCAACUUCGAACAUGCGUGGAGGGAGCUUCGGCAUGAUGUGAAAUGGUGCUCUACCUAUCUGGAGAAGGACGAGCGCAAACCAGCGGAUUCCCAAGGCGACGGUGAAGGGGCAGUGCCAGAGCCAGAGCCAGAAGAGCGGCCAAUAGGGGUUAAGGCUGCGAAGGCUGGUAGCAAGAGGAAGAAAACUGGAAAAGAGGAAGAGUUGACAAAGCUAGAAAAUUUGUUGGAGCUAAAAAAAAAAAUCUUUCAGCAAAGUUUGCUAGAGAGUUUGCUUACAAAGCUCGAGCCUCUCUCUGAGAUGGAAUCAGCUCUCAAAAACAAACUUAUGUCUGAAUUGUUGUAGGGUUUGUUAGCUCUAACCUUAGUUUCAGAUGUUUGCAUUAUACUAGUUUCAACUGUUUGCAUUAGACAUAAGUGUAGUUGUCAUUUCACAACUAAAACAUGUCUAUUUACGUUGCUUACACACGUGAUUUUCUUCUGUUUCAGGUGAAGUACAAGACCAUGUGCUUGUUGAAGACAGAAGCUGGUAUCAAGUCACGGGUAGUUUGUAUUUUCUGUUUCUAUUUUCAUGUGAACCCAUCACGGGUUGUUUGUAUGUUGCCUUUAUAAGUCUGUUUGUAGACUAGGAUGUUAUGCUAUUUCCUUUGCUCUUCUACUUCCUUUGUACUGUCUUAAAAACGGAUGUAAUGAUGUUUUAGUGCAAUCUAUUUCCUUUGCUCUUAUUUUCCUUGCACAAAUGGUUCUGUUCUCUUGAUAUGGUUCAUCUAGACGAGCUUCCCACCUUCAUCUAGACGAGCUUUCCACUUUCAUCUCCAUCAGCAGUUCCCACCAUCUCGACGAGCAAGGUAUAUGCUACUUUUGAUGAAGAAAUUCAUAUGAUGAUUCUUUAACCACCAAGAUCUCUGAGGCCUUGUUAUGUUUGUAUUACUUAAUAUAGUGCCAGACCAUACAUAACGCCUAAUUGCUAUGGACAAUGUAUGAUGACUGUCAUUGAACUUUGAGCUAAGACUUUGCAUUAGAAAUUUGAAGUGUUUGAAUAUGACUCAUUUUUUAAUGGUGGUAUCGGCUGGUCAUGCUCACUAAUAUGAAUGUGUACAAAGUUUAAUCUAAUAGUUUUAUAUUAUCAUUCUAUCACAAUGAUAUAAUUCGUAUCAAGUUCAAGAAAGUUAGACAACGUGAAUUGUCUGUAGCCGGUUGUUGGCUACCUCAAUUCAUUAUAAUACUUUGGGGUGGAAAUGAUACUUUGAGGUGGAAAUGAUACUUUGGUUUGUUCUAUAAACCAAGUGUUUCGUUUAUUCAAUUAUCAGUUUUUAAAACAAUUUGAUGAACCAUUAGAGCAAUUAAAAUGAUUCGAAAUUUUAUUAUGUAAAAACCAAAAGAAAGUUUAUAAAAACGUCUUUAACUUAUGAUUAUGAAAUAUAUAUAUGUCUUUAACUUAUGAUUAUGAAAUAUAUAUAUCUCGACACGUCUUUAGCUUAUGAUUAUGAAAUAUAUAUAUGUCGACAUGUGCACAAAAGUAAUACCAAAAGAAAGUUUAUAAAAACUUAUGUUUGUUAUAAUGUUUGAAGGAAGGAUAGCCAAAUAUGGCAGAUGAACUCGACCGAAGACUCGAUGCGGCUGUCAAUGAGGCUUUUGAUGAAUAUUUUGAAGAAACAUACAACAGCAUUGUGGAGAAUCGAACUGCAAAAAAGAAGAAACGUGCAUAUGUCGAAAGAAACCGAGAAGCGGGCCACAACCGUCUAUGGAAUGACUACUUCAGUGAAGAUCCGACAUUUCCGCCUCAUUUAUCCAGACGCCAUUUUCGUAUGAACAAGGAAGUAUUCAUGCGUAUUGUCGACACCCUCUCAGCAAAUGUUCCAUUCUUUCAACAAAGAAGAGAUGCAGUUGGAAGGUUAGGUCUAUCAACACUACAAAAGUGUACGGCAGCUAUUCGUAUGCUUGCUUACGGCUCUGCGGCUGAUGCCGUUGACGAAUAUCUCCGACUUGGUGAAAGCACAUCACUUUCUUGUUUAACCAAUUUCACAGAAGGCGUAAUACAGUUAUUUGGAGAUGAGUAUCUACGAAGACCCACUCCAGAGGAUCUUCAACGACUACUCGAUAUUGGAGAGGUACGCGGCUUUCCGGGGAUGAUAGGAAGCAUCGAUUGUAUGCAUUGGGAGUGGAAGAAUUGCCCAACCGCUUGGAAAGGACAGUACACACGUGGAUCAGGAAAGCCGACAAUUGUCUUGGAGGCUAUAGCUUCACAAGAUCUUUGGAUAUGGCACGCUUUUUUUGGUCCUCCAGGUACCUUAAACGAUAUAAACGUCCUUGAUCGGUCACCUGUGUUUGAUGACAUUUACCAAGGUCGAGCUCCAAGGGUAACGUACAUGGUCAACGGACUCCAGUAUGAUUUGGCUUACUACCUCACAGACGGUAUAUAUCCAAAAUGGUCAACAUUUAUCCAAUCUAUCACACUCCCUCAAGGUUCUAAAGCAGCGUUAUUUGCUAAAGUUCAAGAAGCAACCCGAAAAGAUGUGGAGCGUGCUUUUGGUGUAUUGCAAGCUCGAUUUGCGAUAGUGAAAAACCCAGCUCUAUCAUUGGACAAGGAAAAAAUAGGGAAGAUUAUGAGAGCAUGUAUCAUACUACACAAUAUGAUAGUCGAAAAUGAACGAGGUGGAUACACUCUGUACGAUACAUCGAAAUUUGAAGAAGGCGAGUCGAGCAGAAGUUCACAUGUAGAGCAUAUUAACAACAUGCCUUCACAUUUCGGUAAUAUGCUUGGUCUACGGAAUCAGGUUCGAGAUAGGCAUACACACGAAGCAUUGAAAAAUAAUUUAAUCGAAAAUAUUUGGAACAAGUUUGGUAAUGAUGAAGAUGUAUAAUUACUGUAUGUUUGCUUUUAAUCAUUGAAUAAAUAAAAUUAAAUGUUUUACAAAUUUAAUAACUUUAAAUUCCUAAGAACUCCAUAUUAAAUAACACCAUUAGACAUACAUUUUAGAGUCAAAUCCUUAACUAUUCAAAAAGCAAAAAAAAAAAAUAUUAUAUACCUAAGGACUCCAAUGGUGGAUAACACCAUUGCCAUUGGAGUUGCUCUAAAAGCAUUUGCAGUGAUGAGACACCCUUUAGGUUUCUCAAAAAAUUAAUUAAUUAUAAUUUUAAUUAUAAUUUUAAUUAUAAAAUAGUUUACACUGCUCAUUCUUUGCCGAUUGUCACAUGGGUUUUUUUAACUUCCACCAAAGUCUCUUCCUCAUAGAUGAUCUCUCCCCUCUCUCUUUCUUUUCUUAUUUUUUCUGUUUGUUUAUUGAUAAGAGACUCUUAAGAGCCUUUCACUAAUGAUGCUCAGAACAUAAUUAACCCCGGUCUCUUAGCCGGAGUUUUUAACUCAUUAUUUGACAUUUUUUUUUUUACACUUUUCGGCUAAGAGACGACAUCUUAUAUCUCUUAGUUAAGAUACAGUUUUAAGAUACAGUUCUUAGCUUUUCU
Molecule: messenger RNA, 6772 nt
Organism: Brassica napus (rape)
Lineage: Eukaryota; Viridiplantae; Streptophyta; Magnoliopsida; Brassicales; Brassicaceae
Product: putative nuclease HARBI1
Exons: 3
Coding region: 4894-6171 (425 amino acids)
Source: RefSeq, a predicted model, not a curated record